AUGACAGCGAGUCCAGACAGUUCUUCCAUUGUCAAUCCUAUACAACUAAAGGACACCUCAAUUGAGGAAGAUUUUCCCGACAGAGAGAUUGUGGAACGCACCAGAACUCCAGACCUUGGGACAUACAACACACUCUUUGAGGAGCAACGCGACGAUCACACAGAAUGUAUCAAACCUCACUCGCCACCUACCACAACGCCGCUACCUUUGGGAUCAGAAGAUGAAAUGAUUGACGAAAGCAUCAUCGAAAAUCCUCCUUCACAGACCCUUUACACUCUGGCUGUUGAAAACACAGAUGGAAGCGGAAACGAGACCUCUGGUUCCUCCGGUACGCACAUCCGCAAGGCGCAGGCCCACCCUGGUGGAAGCUAG
This is a messenger RNA of Penicillium samsonianum, 372 nucleotides long. RefSeq lists its product as uncharacterized. Lineage: Eukaryota; Fungi; Ascomycota; Eurotiomycetes; Eurotiales; Aspergillaceae. The coding region runs from base 1 to 372 and encodes 123 amino acids. The record is from RefSeq and is a predicted model, not a curated record. The transcript has 2 exons.